Molecule: messenger RNA, 1485 nt
Organism: Nannizzia gypsea CBS 118893
Lineage: Eukaryota; Fungi; Ascomycota; Eurotiomycetes; Onygenales; Arthrodermataceae
Product: C6 zinc finger domain-containing protein
Exons: 4
Coding region: 1-1485 (494 amino acids)
Biological process (GO): positive regulation of transcription by RNA polymerase II
Cellular component (GO): nucleus
Molecular function (GO): transcription cis-regulatory region binding; DNA-binding transcription factor activity, RNA polymerase II-specific; zinc ion binding
Source: RefSeq, a predicted model, not a curated record
AUGGAGGAAAAUCGUAAGCGUCAUUGCUGGGAGUGUUUACGGCGCUGCCUGGUCUGUGACUUCGCCCAGCCUUCUUGCAAGCGUUGCUCCGCGUCAGGAACAGCAUGUCCUGGCUAUGGCGAUGUUAAACCGUCAACAUUGAGAUGGCUCGAGCCUGGAAAAGUUGUUUCUCAGACGCGAAGGCGAAGGGCAGCUUGCACUGCGAAAGAUGCGAGCAAGACCCGCGGACUCGUGGUGAGGACGAGGGCUGAGGAAAUGAAGAUUCCUCGCUUUGAAAUGAAGACAGCAUCCCAUGCUAUCGUCCAGGCCGCGGAGUACUAUAACAGCUGCAUAUAUCCCGACCUCGCACCUAUACAGGGGCUUGGACACAAUCCUCAUAUAUACCGUAUCCUGCCUUCGCACAUACGAGCCUCAGUCGCUCUGCCAGAUUUCAUAUCGCUUGGUGUUGUCUGCAUAACUCUGAACCAUCGGAUACACCGCAUACGGAACAAGUCUCAGUGCGGCGAUUUAGUGAAGACAUAUCAUCAGUACAGAGGAAGCGUUAUCCGCUCGCUCAACGAGACUCUUAAUACUGAAUCUCAGCGAAUAGCAGAUGUUGUCGUUGCCGGGAUUCUCACACUCUUACUGGCGGAUGCCCAGCAAGGAGACUCCCCGUGCUGGCGAUGGCACAUCGAGGCGGUACGAAGAAUAAUCACACUGCGCGGCGGUAUCCGUGCCAUGGCGAAUUCAAAAGCCUUGCGACCUCUACUACUAGUCUUUGUGUGCACUGUUGUUAUGGGUAACACGACCUCGCCUGCCUCUGACCUGGCUAUAGCGAGCCCCUAUUCCGACGAACUGGACUUUGUACUUAAACAGGCCGGCCCUGGCAUAUCGCCGUUCCAAAUGUGUCCCCCCCUGCUUCUAGCCGAUAUCGUCAAAAUCAAUCGCCUUCGGAUGAAGGCUACGAAACGUGAAGCUGGCACAUCGGAGGCGCUACAACAGGAGGCAUAUAGAGUUCUCGACUCUAUCGACAAGUUCUCCCCAGAACAAUGGGGGGAGUCCAUGCCUCUGUCAAAGGGUGAUUGGAAGCUUUUGGGGACCGUAUACCAAGUCGCCGCCUUGGUAUACUGUAUUUCUUCCCUUCAGUCUCUCUCUAUUCUUCCUAUAACCCCGCCACUGAGGGUGCGAUGUGCUUCACAUGGCAGGGUCCUACGGAUACUUCUUGAGACGACGUUAUCAUCUCCCCAACUGAAGAGAUUUAUGAUGUGGCCACUGAUCGUACUUGGUGUAGAGGCUCUACAUGGCGUCGCAACUAUACGUUCUUUCGUUAAGGAACAGCUGCUCGAGAUGAGCCGUUAUACCGGAUCAUAUGCGCCACUAAUGGCGAAGUCUGUGCUUGAAAAAUUCUGGGAUUCUGGAGCAACAAAUUGGGAUUCUUGCUUUAGUCGGCCUUACCUAUUUACUGCGCAGCUUUCUGUAGAUAUGAGCGAGAUUCUUUUAUCGUGA